Sorghum bicolor (sorghum) is the source of this 1469-nucleotide messenger RNA. Its product is annotated as ras-related protein RABA1f. Lineage: Eukaryota; Viridiplantae; Streptophyta; Magnoliopsida; Poales; Poaceae. Gene Ontology annotation, cellular component: endosome. The record is from RefSeq and is a predicted model, not a curated record. The transcript has 2 exons. Gene Ontology annotation, molecular function: GTPase activity; GTP binding. The coding region runs from base 462 to 1121 and encodes 219 amino acids.
CCGCCCCGAUAGCACCUCAUCACAAACAAACAAACAGAGCAGCGCAAGCGCAACACAAGAACAACAACCCGUAGCAAAACGCGGCGACCUCGUCUGUCGUCUCCCCUGCCCCUCCCCCUCCCCCUUUUUCCCCGUAGCAGAGGCACCAGAAAGAAAGACGAAACGCGCCGAGCCGCGCCGCACCGCGUUGCCCUGCCCUGCCCAGCGCCGCCGCGUCCGCGUGGAAGUGGAAGUGGAAGGGGUUAUAAUUGAGGCGCGGGGGAGAGCAAGGCCGGCGCCGCGCUGCUAUUUAGCCAGGAAGCGGGGCGAUCGAAUUCGAAUCGCGCCGACCAAACCAAUCCGAUCGAUCGAUCAGCCGGUACCCGGUAGUUCGAUCAACGAGAGCGAGCGCGUUCCUUCCACGUCUCCGUUCCGUUGCGGGCCGGGAGGAAGGAGAGAGAGAGAGAGAGGGAGAAAGAGAGAUGGCGUCGGGGUACCGCGCGGAGGAGGAGUACGACUACCUGUUCAAGGUGGUGCUGAUCGGGGACAGCGGCGUGGGCAAGUCGAACCUGCUGUCGCGGUUCGCCAGGGACGAGUUCAGCCUCGAGACCAGGUCCACCAUCGGCGUCGAGUUCGCCACCAAGACCGUCCAGGUCGACGACAAGCUCGUCAAGGCGCAGAUCUGGGACACCGCCGGGCAGGAGAGGUACCGCGCCAUCACGAGCGCAUACUACCGCGGCGCGGUGGGCGCGCUGGUGGUGUACGACGUGACCCGCCGCAUCACCUUCGACAACGCCGAGCGCUGGCUGCGGGAGCUGCGGGACCACACGGACGCCAACAUCGUGGUCAUGCUGGUGGGCAACAAGGCCGACCUGCGCCACCUCCGCGCCGUGACGCCCGAGGACGCCGCGGCCUUCGCGGAGCGGCACGGCACCUUCUCCAUGGAGACGUCGGCGCUGGACGCCACCAACGUCGACCGCGCCUUCGCCGAGGUGCUCCGCCAGAUCUACCACGUCGUCAGCCGGAACGCGCUCGACAUCGGGGAGGACCCCGCCGCGCCGCCCAGGGGAAAGACCAUCGACGUCGGCGCCGCCAAGGACGAGGUCUCCCCCGUGAAUACGGGCGGCUGCUGCUCGGCUUAGCUUUUUUUUAUUUCGUUUCGUUUCGUUUCUUUUUUUUUUCCCCCGUUGGGAUAGCCCUGGUCAAACAUACAUACAGUACGCUUUGCUGAUUAAGAAAGACAAAACGUGAUGACAAUCUUCUUUCUUGACACUGUCAAGCGGUUGGGGGUGGUUGGCGCUCGACAUUGACAACGUGGUUUGGAGAGGGCACCAUGAUGUUUUGCAGACCUGCAAUCGCUGUCCUCGAUUGUAUUUCUCGGGCUAUUCGAUUGAUACACUAGUAGUACAUGUACAUUUACAAAGUGGCCGGCUAUGACCUUUGUACUGUCAUACAUAUAGGGAAAGCGAUUGAAACUGAUUUGGAUGAAA